AUGUCAAAAAUCAAAGAAGCCAAAGAUAAACUUCAUUCUUCAUCUUUAAAUUUCGUAAAUGAUCGUGGUGAAUCAUUAAGCUCCCUAUCAUCAAAUUUAUCAGGUUCUCUAAGCUUAGCUGGAAGAGUAUCUGAUGCAGCUUCCAUACCUUUAGUCGGAAUAGUUUGUUCUAUUAUCUCUGACAUAAUUAAUAUUUGCGAAACCACUAAACAAAACAAAAAAAUCUGUUCAUCGAUAAAGGAUCGAGCUAUUGUUGCUAGACUUUGUGUAGAAAAGUUACAAAGUCAUCAAAAAUUAUAUGUAAAACGCUUCUGUGAUCCCGGAUAUAAGGAGGCAUUUAAUAAAUUUAAUAACGUAUUGAAUAGUAUUUUAUCUUUUGUAAAAAAAGUAACAGAUGCAUCAUUAUUCCAAAAAAUUGUAAACACAUUUUCUAUCAAAGAAAAAUUUAAUGAACUCAUUAGUGAAUUUGAUAGUAGUAUGAGUAUAUUAAAUUUUUCAAUAACCAUCGAUAGUACUAUACAAAGUGACUUGGAUAACGAAAAUCUUAAUAAUGAUAUCGGAGAAAUGAGCACGCUUAUAAAGAAUUUUGGAGGUGUAAAUAAUAUGUUUAUUCAAGAAGUUCAAAAGAUAAGUUAUAAACUUGAAACAAAUAAUCUCCAAGGAAUAAAGGCAAUUGAAAUAAAUCCAUCAGAAUUAAUCAAACCAGAUCCUGGAAGGGCUACUCAUCGCCGAGGUGGUAAUGGAUUUACCAAAAGAUUUAUUAUUAAAAAAGUUUAUAAAGCUGCCGAUGUAGCAUGUAUUUCUUGUUAUAUUGAUGAAGAAACAGAAAAUAAUGAAAAUAUAGAAAAUACAGAAAAUAAAGAAAAUACAGAAAAUAAAGAAGAUAUAGAAAAUAAAGAAAAUAAAGAAAAUGCAGAAAAUAAAGAAAAUGAAAAUAAAGAAAAUACAGAAAACCAAGAUAAAGAAUAUACGAAGAAAAGGUUUCAAGCUGAACUUGCAAUAUUGGGAAAAUUAAAAGAUAGUACAAAUAUCUUGAGAUUCUAUGGCCUCUCUAAAUUAGAAGGGCAUAGAGUUAUGGUUUUUGAAUGGACUGAAUGGGGAAAUCUUCAAGAAGUGUAUUCAAAUAGUAAAGUCGAUUGGAAUAAUAAAAUUCAUAUUGCAUUAGAUAUUUGUCGUGAUUUAGUAUUUUUGCAUAUGGCUAAUAUUCUUCACCAUGAUGUCCGAUGCAGAAAUAUCAUGAUGACUCCACGACUUGAACCAAAAAUAGCCAAUUUCAAAUAUUCUCGUGAAAACGAUCAAAUGACCACUGGUUAUGAAAAAACAGUCAAGGUUUUACAUUGGAUGGCACCAGAAAAGAUAAAAAGUACAAAUGAAAAACCAGUAAAAUAUACUUAUGAAUGUGAAAUUUUCAGUUUUGGAAUGUUGCUUUGGGAAAUGACCUUCCAAAAAAUUCCUUAUAAAGAUCUUAACAUAGAAGAAGUAAAAAAAACGGUGUUAAGUGGAAAACGCGAAACUUUUAGAUUUGAAAAAGGUAGCUUGGAAUUGCUAAAACUUCAAAAGAAAUUAAAAAAGAUCAUAGAAAAUGCUUGGCAAGAUGAACCAAAUAUCAGAAACUCCACGCAAACUAUUUUUACGAAAUUUGUUAAACUUGCAGAUUAUUGUGAUCAACUUGAUCCUAACAUUUUGAACUACGAUAGUUCUAAAUCUCAAUCAUAUCCAAUUCUAGACAUUCAAGACCUUGAAGAAAAAUUUUCUUUACCAUAUAUAAAACCUUUUUCCGAGGGUGUUAAAUCUCAUAAUGCCAAAGAUUAUAAAACAGCUUGGAAAAUUUUUGAAUGUCAUGCGAGUCUAGGAGACCCCAAAGCAAAAUAUUGGAAAGCAUAUUAUUAUGAUCAUGGAUAUUACGUGGAUCAAGAUCUUGUAACAGCAGCUAAUUUAUAUAAAGAACUAGCAGAUGAUGGAUUAGCAGAUGCAUGUCUUAGAUAUUCACAAAUGAUUUUAACCAAAGAAGGUGGUUUACAACUUGAUAAGAAUGCAUUUUUGAUGUAUUUAACCAAAGCCGCAGAUAAUGGGAAUUUUUUUGCUCAAUUUAAAUUGGGAGAUCUUUUAGUGAAACAAGGCAACAAAGAUACUGGAGUUAAAUAUUUAAAAUUAGCAGCAUUAAGUGAUAAUGUGAAAGCUAUUGAAUUGCUUAAAAAAAUGAAUAUUGAUGUAUAUAAUUAA
This is a messenger RNA of Diversispora eburnea, 2223 nucleotides long. Lineage: Eukaryota; Fungi; Glomeromycota; Glomeromycetes; Diversisporales; Diversisporaceae. The record is from the annotation of a GenBank genome assembly.